This is a messenger RNA of Tigriopus californicus, 2215 nucleotides long. RefSeq lists its product as uncharacterized. Lineage: Eukaryota; Metazoa; Arthropoda; Copepoda; Harpacticoida; Harpacticidae. The transcript has 3 exons. The coding region runs from base 298 to 1053 and encodes 251 amino acids. The record is from RefSeq and is a predicted model, not a curated record.
GGCAAGCCUGUUCAAACUCGCGCGAGAAUAGUUAGCAGGCUCUUCAGUUAAUCUCUCUGUGUACCUACCCGUGGACCGCCCCCUCGGAUUCGACCUCGUCGACUGAUCCCCUGGACCGCCCCCUCGGAUUCGACCUCGUCGACUGAUCCCCUGGACCGCCCCCUCGGAUCCGAUAUUUUGGGAGUCAACGUGUGAAUUUUAUCCACUCUCUGUGCCUUUACUGGGCCCGACCUUAUCGGUCCUUAUUGGAUCUUUGAUCCGCUCUCAGGAAAAAGAACAAAAGAACGUUGAUUCAUCAUGGCAGUGUCCAUUUUGUCAUGGCGACUUAUUGUGACUAACGACGACCAAAACGACAAACGGGUCACCAUUAAGGAAGUAAUGGAGAAGUUUGGGAUCAAACGUCUCGAGGCAGCAGAGAUAAUGAGAGAAUAUAGCCAAGAAUAUAAUGUUGAGAAGACGGCGGUGGUGAGUGAGACAAGCGGCAACUCCAAAUCACCCAUCUUCUCAUUGAUGGGAGUGAAAUGGAAAAGUGAUGAGGAACUACUCGGCAGCGCGAAAUUGGUGAUUUUCACAGGUAUACCAUUUGAAUACGAAGCUGCAAUGAAGACCUUUGAUUCGUCAGUAGAAACUUCCUCGGCUUUUAAUGGAUCAGUGAUGAAAGCCGUAGUAGGCCUCAUUGGGACUGUUCCGACAAUCCUCAUUCUCCUCAGGAGAACCGGAAAUCGAAUGGCAUUUGCCGCGGCGGAAAACGCCCAACUGAAGCCAGAAAUGCCAAGCUUUUUCGGAAAUUUGGAACUUGUUGUGCCACCGCUGCAGCUGAUAUCAGAAGGGGGGAUGUCGCCGUUCUUGGUGCGUCGGCAGAUUCUACGUGCCUAUUGGAUAUGGAUGAAAAUCGCGAGUUUUCCGUGCGGUCCCCGCAUUAUUGCCACGACCUGUUGCUAUGGCAGGCUGAAUCGAGAAGUGUCGCCUUUAAUCCGACAAUCCGAAUUCAUCGACUCCCAUUUCACUCCCAAUCACGGCAGUUUCUCCCUGCCACGUUUCCCAACAUUUUAGGACCCCGCUGCUGUGGAGAAAUGGAGGCCGCCGGGAUCUGGGCUUCACUUUCAGAGUUGAAGAACACAAAGCAGCUUUUUGGAUCAGUGAAUAUCACAACAGAGUUAUUCUACAAAACAAAAGAAAUUGAAAAAAGCAAAACCCCAGAAGAAAAACUGGCUUUUUUGUUUGGAACCUUUCCACGCAUUUUAAAAGACUUGAUCAAUUUCUUGCAGCUCCGUCGAUUUUUCGAUUAGCCUUCUUGAAAAUUUGGUGAAAGUUUUUAUUGGUAUGUUUUGAUAGUAUUAUUUUUCGAAUGCUAUUUCAUUCUGACAAAAUUGUUAAAACUUGGAACGAAUUAACAACAUUUACGUGUUUAGAUUUGAUGUUUUUUGAGGACUUCAUUUUAUUCAGAGAUUUGAGGUUCUCUGUGGAUGCUUUGAUGCUCAGAGACUUGAGGUUCUCUGUGGAUGUUGUGAUUCUCAGAGACUUAAGGUUUUCUGUCGACGGAAUUUUGUUCAGAGAUUUGAGGUUCUCCGUGUGUGUCAUUUUGUUCAGGGAUUUGAGGUUCUCUGUGGAUAUCAACUGUUAGUUGUAAGUCGGCAAUCAGAGGCAUUUUCUUCCAUCAUAGGGGCUCCUAGGAUGGCAUUGGGUUCCGACUUUUGUCAUUGACGUGGGAAUCAACAUAGAAGUUGGCCGGGUCUGGAGUGUUCUGUUCGUUCCAUUGUUCAAAGGAGGGUGCCGACAGCAGCUCCCUUCUCCUUGUUGGUCAUGUGCGCGUAACUUGGGGUUCAGAAAAUUGUUUAGUUCUUGAGAUUUCCGGUUUAAACGGCAUUUUGCUUGGACAUUGCCUGGCCCAAUGUCCCUUACCAUCGCAAUGUUUACAAGUGUUACCGUAUUUAGCCGUAACAGGUUUGCCUUUGGCUUCUUUCCUCGGUAUAUCUGUGGCGGCUUGCGAGCCGAACCUAACUCCUCAGGAUUCCUCCAUGUUCUUGUAUCAUGUUCAAGUAUUGUAAUGAGUCAGUUAAUGGAAAUACACGAAUGAAGAAACUUGUUUUUUGUGAUCGCUUCAUUGGUGACCCCGACGUGAGCUAGUUCAACUCGUACGGUUGUUCACUCCGACUUCCAAACCCUCUAAGGAAGAUGCAGAUGAUGCGGUUGCUCUUUCGGUGGCAGUAACCUC